Lytechinus pictus (painted urchin) is the source of this 1295-nucleotide messenger RNA. Its product is annotated as cilia- and flagella-associated protein 251-like. Lineage: Eukaryota; Metazoa; Echinodermata; Echinoidea; Temnopleuroida; Toxopneustidae. The record is from RefSeq and is a predicted model, not a curated record. The transcript is spliced from 2 exons. Bases 1 to 1239 code for a protein of 412 amino acids.
AUGAGCGACGAACCAAACCUAGUCGUCCCGAAAUUCCAGCGAAAUUUGGCGGAUUUUCUGGCUUUCGAUGAGUACAUAUUCCUGUAUGAUAUUCAAGAGAGUCAGAUUGACUCCUUUCUUCAAUAUCUUCAAGAACAAGCCGGUGUAACGGAGGGAGUUACACAGGAGGAAGGCGGCGGAGAAAGGGUCAUUGCGUCUGAUGACGAGGAGGAGGAGAAGCAGGAGGCAGAAGAGAUGAAGACAGAAGAUAUGGAGGAGAUCGAGGAAGGUGAAGAUAAGGCAGAGAAGGUAGUCACACAGGGGAUGAGUGCCGGACACAGGGCCAUGGCGGCUGAUGAUGAGGACGACGUGGCAGAGGGGGAGGUGAAAGCAGAGGAGAUGAAGACAGAACAUAUUAUGGAGAAGGAUAUGGAGGCAGAGGACGAUAAAUCAGAGAAGCCUGUAGUGGCCCAGGAAGAGCAGAUGGAGGAAGCUGAUGAACAGAAAGAGAGGAUGGAGGAGGAGUUGAAGUCGGUAGAAGAGCAGAUGGAUGCUGAUGGAUUAGUUAUAGCUGAGGAGACGAUGGAGGCGGAGAUGUUGGCUGAGGAGGAGAAAGUGAAGGCAGAAGAGGAGCAGGAGGUAGUGGUAGUGGAGAAGGAGCAGAUGAAUGUUGAGGACGAUCAGGGAGUAGCUGCUGCCCUGGCUGCUGAGGAUCAAACUGUGGCAAUCGAGGGGGAGAAGAUCGAGGCUGAUGGGAGACCGGUGUUGUUCGAUGAGGAGGCACAUGAGAUUACUAUGACAUCGGAGCUUGGGGAUGCAGAGGAGGAGGUGAUGUCGGUAAAGAAAGAACGGUUUCUGGUUGAUGGGACCCAGACUGAGGCAGAAGAGCAUGUCGAGGCCGAGUGCAAAAACUCCGAAGUGAAUGAGAAGGAAGAGGUAGCGGCCGAUGAGGAGCAGUCGGUGGCUGCAGCUGAGGGGAUGGUUGAGGAGGGGGAUGCCAAGAAGACGUGUGCAGAUGAGCAGUCAUGGACAGGGAUGGAGCAAGUAGUGAUUGAUGAAGAAAGGUUGGAGGCUGGCGAACGGACGGAGGAGAAUCGGGGGAAGUCAGAGGAGCAGAUGGAGACUGAGAAUGUGAAGGCAUAUGAAGAGCAGGAAGGGGAUAUGGAUGAGAAGGUUCAUAUCGUGUCAUCUAGAAGGAGAACGAAGUGGUGGAAACUACUUUGCUGUUUUGGUUGGAGUUGGCGGAGGAGGCGCUCAUAAUAAUAAAAUGAGCAGAUCAUGUUUUGAUGAUAUUAUUAUGGGAUUUCGAUAAUUGU